This is a messenger RNA of Nicotiana tabacum (common tobacco), 1680 nucleotides long. RefSeq lists its product as uncharacterized. Lineage: Eukaryota; Viridiplantae; Streptophyta; Magnoliopsida; Solanales; Solanaceae. The record is from RefSeq and is a predicted model, not a curated record.
CUUUCUGCUCCCCCUCAAAAAAAUUAUAUACCCCCCCUCCCCCUCCCUCUUUCCAUCUUCAUCACUGUCUUAAAAGAACAACAACAAGAAACAAUGUUGUUGUGUAUUAUGUUGUGUACUAUUAUUAUUACUGUUUUUUUCUAUUUUCUUUUUUCUUGUUUACCGGUUUAUGUGGGUUUGUCUUGGUCAGAGUUUUUGCUAAGGCAAGAACUUUCUCACAACAAUACACUCUCUCUAUCUCUUCUCCACCCACCCCACCACCCCCCAUACCCCCAAUUGGUUCUGUCUUUUCUAUUCUUUUCUCUAUUACCCUUUGCCCUAUUUGUUUCAUUAUUGUUCUUAUCUUUCUCAUUUCACACGCCUCUUUCUCUUCUUUUUCUCUCUUCUGCGGCCAUUCCUUUUUCUUGGUUUCUUCAUUUACAUCCAAAGAUCGGUUCUUUUUUGUAAAGGGAAAGUAUUUGGUGUUUUGAUUUCUUUGUGAUUUGAUUAAAUAUGUCUAAGAAGAUGAAAAGGGUUGCUUUAGAUUCAUCAAAAUAUGUUGUUUUUGAGGAUGCUAAGGCCAGAUUAAAGCAUCAAACUUUAUUUCAGGACUUUCAAGAACUCCAUAAGGAAACUAAUGACAUGAGGAACAAAUUGGAGGAUGCAAAGAUGAGGAAACAAAGAUUACUUGCUGAAGUUCAUUUCUUGCGCCGAAGGCAGAAAUACCUACUGCGAAUGAAGUCUAGUCAUCCGGAAGAGCAAGAACGACCAGCCCCAAAUCCAGAGUUUUAUUGUAAAAAUGGGAUGAAGGAUCGAUUUCCCAGCAAAAAGGAGGCAAACCUAUACAAACUGCCCCCUCUUCCUUUGCCAAAACAGAAAGGGAAGAUUCAGGCUUCAAAGGAAGCUGCUGCUUCGCUGAAGACGCCUCCUGAUAUUUUCAUGAGUCAUAAGCAGACGUUACGUAUUGCAAAAGAUGUUGUUUUGCAUAGUACAGUUUCAAGUUUGAACCAUAAAUCAAGGGUAUAUAGUGGAAAGGAAGUGCCGUUUCGAAAAGCAGUUCCAACAUUUGAUUUGAAUCAAAACGACAGAUCAUUCACCGGGAAUGGUUCCGUUUCGAGGAGCACCACACCUGUCUUUGAUUUGAAUCAGGAAACUGGUCAUGGUGGGAAAGACGUCGCAUUGCCAAGUCGAGCUCCAGUGAUCGAUUUGAAUGAAAUCUCGAUGGGGGAAGAGGAACCACAAGCAAAUUCUGAACCAAUGAAGUUUGAGGAUCCAAAGAGAGGUUUUAUCAGAAACCUAAACGAUGAUCAGCCUAGCGAUUUGAAGUUAUCGAUAUGCAGAAAUGUGGGAGAAGGCACUUCUCGUGUUGAGAAGCGAAAAAUAUCAUGGCAAGAUCCUGUUGCUUUGAGGGUUUGAUCCAUCGUUUACGGUUCCAUUUAAAAUGUGGUACUUGAAACUUUUGAUCUAGGGCAAGCACUAUUAAAAAUUGUAGUUACCCAAAGAGGUCGUGACUGGCCCUCGGGGAUUUUUCGGUUAUCAAAAAAGAAAGAGAAAAAGAGGUUUAUUUUCUCCAAUAUGAUGUAGGUGUGUUUUUCUUCUUUUUGUAUAAAGAAAACUCAGAUAUAUCUAGUGAUAAUGAUAUACAUUGCUAUAUUGAUUGGCAGUGAUGAAAUUAUAGUCAAACAUAAUUCGUUUUCUUCA